AUUGGCUGUUCAGAACGGAAACACGGAAGUGGACUGCAGCGUCUUAGCGGGCUGAAACGGCCCCGUGGAUCUGGUCCAAACAUGAAGAUUUAAAACGGUUUAAAUUAUCCCGAGUGAGUUUCUCGACAGAUCAGGGCUGAGGAGCUUUGUCGCAGAUAAACACAGCCGGCGGCAGAGGCAGCCUGAGUAGCAGAGAUGUCUGUCAUCAUACACACUCGUGGUGAAGCAGGUGGAGGUGUUGCGGCUCACCUGCAGUGCCCUCACUGUGGCCAUUUCUCCAAGAGCCACGCCCACCAGCUGUCCCACAUGGCGGCCUCUCACCCCGCCUGCCUGGACGCCGUGACGGUGGGUCGCCUCGGCAACAUCCUGAUGUACCAGAGCACGGCCCGGCUGUUCCACUGCUCCGACUGCUUCUACACCUGCCGCGACUUCAGCAAGCUGUACAAACACAUCAUCUCCAAACACUGCGCAGGAGAGGAGGGGGGAGGAGGGGAUGAGGGGAGCGACGGGGGAGAGAAGGAGAGGAUGGGGGAGGAAGGUGAGGAGGAGGAGAAGAGCGAGAAGAGAAAGAGGAGCGUUGAGGCUGAGGAGGAGGACGAAGGGUCGGUGAAACCCGGCGGCGAAGGAGACGACGCCGCCCUGACGUCGGACGGCACCGGUUACCGCUGCCUCAUCUGCGGCUGGAAGAACAAGCUGAAAGCUCUGGGCGUCAACCACGUGAUGAGGAAGCACGACAUCCCCAAAGCCUACGCCACCCAGGCCAUCAGGAGGGACGCCGCCACUCCCAGGCAGGCGCAGGGCGGCGGCGGCGGGGCGGUGCUGGCCGGCGAGGAGGAGGAGAUGGCCGGGCUGAGCGGGGAGCUGCUGAAGGAGGAGAUGGAGGCCACGGCGAAGGUGGUGCGCUUCAUCUCCAACCGCUUCGUCUGCCUCAUCUGCGGCUGGAAGACCAAACUCAAAGGUUUCGCCAUCAGUCACGUGGUGCGCAGCCACGACGUGGAGCGACCGUACGGCUGCAAAGACUGCAAGCGCUCGUUCUUCCUGCCCAGCAGGCUGCAGCAGCACGUCAGGACGGCUCACCGGCCCGGACGCUACGCCUGCCCCUUCUGCUGCUUCAGGUCACACUACCUGGGAGGGUUCAGGAGGCACUGCAGCCGCUGCAACGCCCGGGAGGAGGAGGGGGGGGAGGGGGGAGGAGGAGAAGGUGGAGGAGGAGGGGGAGGGGGAGGAGGAGUAGGAGGAGGGGAGGAAGAAGAGGAGGAGGAGGAGGGAGAGGAGAGGAAGGAGACGAGAGGCGGGAGGAAGCGACAGAGAGCAGCGAGGGAGAUGGAGGAGGAGGAGGAGGAGGAUGAAUGAGGGGGGGGGGGCACUGUCUCUGAGGGUCCUCCAGGUCUGGAACCACUUGGUCCUGGUCCUGGUCUUGGAGUCUGGACCUGGUUUUAAGACCUGAACUGUCUGUGUGUGUAUGUACAUCAUCUGUAUCGUAGACUGAAAGAAGCUGACUGUUGAACAGGGUUUAAUUCACGUGAAGACGAAUCAUCAACCAUGAGUUUCCUGCCUCUUGUUUAAUCAGCUUCUGAUUCAGAGUCAAGCUGAACAGCUGAUGAGUUAAAAACCAGCUGAUGUCCAAUCAGGACUCAAACAUCAAGACUUUAAAUGGAGUUUGUUGCUGCAGAGAGCAGAGAGCUGCAGUAACAUCAACGUCAUGAACGUCUCAGUUUGUUUGAUUCUGCUUCAUUAAGUAACAAAUAAAAGCCUUUUUUUAAAAAUAA
Molecule: messenger RNA, 1769 nt
Organism: Lates calcarifer (barramundi perch)
Lineage: Eukaryota; Metazoa; Chordata; Actinopteri; Centropomidae
Product: chromosome alignment-maintaining phosphoprotein 1
Exons: 3
Coding region: 196-1353 (385 amino acids)
Biological process (GO): attachment of mitotic spindle microtubules to kinetochore
Source: RefSeq, a predicted model, not a curated record